Molecule: messenger RNA, 3318 nt
Organism: Aspergillus mulundensis
Lineage: Eukaryota; Fungi; Ascomycota; Eurotiomycetes; Eurotiales; Aspergillaceae
Exons: 1
Coding region: 1-3318 (1105 amino acids)
Biological process (GO): nucleoside metabolic process
Molecular function (GO): protein binding; catalytic activity
Source: RefSeq, a predicted model, not a curated record
AUGAAAAAGCCUCGCUUACCACUUGAAAGCUAUACCGUAGGAUGGGUCUGUGCCCUACCGCUCGAGCUCGAGGCGGCCCGGAUAAUGCUGGAUGAGCAUCACCAGGAUCCACCACGUGAGCCGCAUGAGGCGAACAUCUAUUGCCUUGGGAGGAUUUGCGAGCACAAUGUUGUUAUUGUAUCCUUGCCUGCUGGUCGCUAUGGGACAAACGCCGCCGCUGUGUGCACCGCCCAGAUGAUGGAAAAAUUCCGGUCGAUCAGGUUUGGCUUUCUAGUCGGCAUCGCCGGUGGUGCUCCUAACGACGAAGUGGAUGUACGGCUUGGUGAUGUUGUAAUCGGUCAGCCUAAGGGCCACUACGGCGGCGUUGUCCAAUACGACCUUGGGAAGAUCGAAAUUAGGGGAGAAAGCCGCCGAACGGGCUACCUCCAUCCACCGCCAACGAUGCUUCUCAAUGCUCUUGCCAAAUUCCAAGCAAUGGGAAAAGAUCGAAGCGACUACAUUACGUCCCGUCUUUCGCUAGUCAAAGGCGUCCAAAAGCCGAAGUUGGAUAGGUUGUAUGAAUCAACAUACGACCAUGUCGGAGACUCCUGUUCUGACUGCGACUCUGUGAGACUGAAAGAAAGGCCUGAUCGUGUCGAACAAAUUCGAGUACAUUAUGGAACUGUUGCUUCAGGUAACCAGGUCAUUAAGGACGGUGUCACGCGAGACAGGCUAAGCCGGGAACUCGGGGGUGUUCUCUGCUUCGAGAUGGAAGCAGCAGGUGUGGUUAAUACCCUUCCUUGUCUCGUUGUACGCGGUAUCUGCGAUUACUGUGACUCGCACAAGAACAAAGAUUGGCAGAGAUACGCAGCUACAGUAGCCGCGGUGUGCACAAGGGAGAUUUUCGAUAUCAUUCCAGCUCCGCAAGUUACCGGGGUUGCCGCUGACGUGGAUACCAGGCGCCGCUUUGAAAAGAUGUUUAUGACCGAUCCUCGCGUUGAACGAGCCAAUUUGGUCACUGGCAAAGGAGCUAGAGUAGACGGCACCUGCGAGUGGAUUUGUGAGAAUGAGCUUUACAAAUCCUGGCUGAACACUGAUGGGCCGCCACUACUUUGGAUAUGUGGAGGUCCUGGCAAAGGAAAGACGAUGCUGUCAAUCUAUCUUACCGAGGACCUUGAAAGACGCAUGCAGAUCAAAGGAAGCGGCAGUGACCUACUGUUCUAUUUCUGCAAACACGAGUCUGACAAGUGCAAUUCCGCAAAGGCUGUCCUUAGUGGAUUGAUACACCAAAUCAUCACCAAAAACCCAACCCUUUUUCGCCAUGCAAAUUCCUCCUUUGACACCGAUGAGAAAGCGGACUAUACUUUGUCAUCGCCAGAAGGACUCUGGGCCAUCUUCCGAGACAUCGUGCAUGAUCCCGAAAUUGGUCAAGUUUUCUGCGUCAUUGAUGGACUCGAUGAGUGCGACGAGGAGUCCAUAAGUUUCUUGGGGCCCAAAUUUCAGCAGCUCUAUUCAGGCAAACAAGGUGACCAUCCCUCGUUGGGGUUUCGGGUGGCGGUGGUCAGUCGGGAGCUUCAUGCCAUGAAGGGCUCGCCGACAAUUCAACUGGAUCCUGACUUUGAUGAAGAAAUUAACAGCGACAUCACACUAUUUGUUCGCAGCCGAGUGAAUGAGCUGUACAGAAUUGAUGGCUUUAACUCGACUCUGGCCGAGCAUGUUGAGAAACUUCUCCUUCAAAGGUCGGAAGGGACUUUUCUGUGGGUUGGUUUUGUUAUAAACGAGUUGCUACAGAAAACCACCUGCAGUGAGCUGCUAGCCUCCUUGGAUACUCUUCCCAAAGGUCUGCCGGGAAUUUACAACCGGGUCUUGCUAAAAAUCAACGAAAAGCACCGGCAAGUUUGUGGUCUCAUCUUAUGCUGGGUAGCCCUUGCGCUCCGUCCUUUGACCAUUGAUGAAUUGGCAGGUGUUAUCCACACAGAAGAUUCAACGCUAUUGGACCAUGAUCAAUCGGUGCUGGAUCAGCUUGCGCUCUGUCGACCGCUUCUCCGGGUGCAGGAUAGAACUAUCAGCUUCAUUCACGAGUCCGUCCGCGAGUACUUGGUUAUGGAUAAUGAUGGUAACUCGGCCGUGGCCACUCUUAACAUCGAUUGGGAAGAGGGGCACCUCGAAAUUGUCCAAACUUGCCUGGAUCUCAUCGAAAAUGCUUUCGGUAAGACCGACAAUCCUGGACCUCAGCGACCGCCUAUCUUGAACUAUGCUAUACACUAUUGGACGGACCAUGCUCGCUUCGCCAGGGCAUACGGCGAUUCAAUCUUCAACAUGUCCCGUCCUAUGUUCGGGGGAAAGGAGCCGGUUGCUUACAAGUGGUUCGCUACUUAUAUGGAGGAUGAUUUGUGGACACUUGGAGAUUCGACUCUUCAUAUAGCCGCGCGCUUUGGCCUUACUCCAUGGGUACGAAAGUUACUGAUGCUGAUGCUGAAGCGAAAGAUAUGGAAGUUCCGUAUACGAUCUUAUGUCAACUACAAAGGCCUGGAUGGAUGUACUGCCCUCCACCGAUGUGUUCGACGAGGACACGAUGCAACCGCCCAGUUAUUGUUGGAGCAUGGGGCCGAUAUAAACGCGAAAGAUAAUCAAGGAGACUUUCCCAUGGCUUAUGCGAUUUCAAGCGGAUCGGUCUCGAUGGCUCAAUUCUUAAUUACUCAUGGGGCCAAGGUCGAUAUACAUAAUAAUAACGGCUACACGCCGUUGGCGAUGGCGUGCCUAAUCGGACGCCUAGACAUGGUUCAGCUUCUUAUAGCACAUGGCGCCGCUGUCAAUCGCAUUGGCAAGCAUAAAGCCCCCCUCUCUGCUGCCGCCAUAAGAAGAGCCGACGACAUCGUUGACCUUCUAAUCAAGCGUGGUGCUGACGUCAACGCCGUGGACGAGAACGGCCUACCAUUGGACAUUGCAGUUGCUCAAGUGAACACGAGGAUGGUGCAGAAGCUGCUCUCCUGCGGAGCUGACCCGAACUACAUAGAUCGGCACGGCAUCCACAUCUUGUUCAUGCCAGUGGUGCAUGAAGAUCAUGAAGAGUUGGUGCCGUUGUUUGCCGAGUACGGUGCUGAUCUUAAUUGGUCAGAUAGUAAAUAUGGGUGGACACUGCUACACUGGGCAGCUUACAGCAAUAGAGAUGCGGCGGCAAAGGCACUGCUGGAUCAUGGAGCAGACGUCUUUGCUAAAACAAGCAUUGGGGAGGUUCCGAGGGCAAUCGCUAUGCGAAGAGGGCAUCAUACAAUUGUGCAGAUGCUUGAUCAGCACAUAGAGCGACUGCAGGGUGGGACUGCUAUCAUACCUUCCUAA